This is a messenger RNA of Fulmarus glacialis (Northern fulmar), 3872 nucleotides long. It is a transcript of the gene BMPR2, whose product is annotated as bone morphogenetic protein receptor, type II (serine/threonine kinase). Gene Ontology annotation, molecular function: ATP binding; transforming growth factor beta receptor activity. The transcript is spliced from 13 exons. Lineage: Eukaryota; Metazoa; Chordata; Aves; Procellariiformes; Procellariidae. The record is from RefSeq and is a predicted model, not a curated record. Gene Ontology annotation, biological process: cellular response to growth factor stimulus; BMP signaling pathway; protein phosphorylation. Gene Ontology annotation, cellular component: signaling receptor complex; plasma membrane. Bases 1 to 3129 code for a protein of 1042 amino acids.
AUGACUUCAGCCAUGCAGCAGAUUAUUUUAUGCAUAAAAUCACUGACAAGAAAUAUUUUCCUUUCUUUGUCUAAAGCUGCGCAGAGUGAGGAGCGGCUGUGUGCAUUUAAGGACCCAUAUCAGCAGGACCAUGGAAUCAGUGAGAGCCGAAUCUCCCAGGAGAAUGGCACAAUUUUGUGCAUGAAAGGUAGUACCUGCUAUGGACUUUGGGAAAAAACACGAGAAGGAGACAUACAUCUUGUGAAACAAGGUUGCUGGUCUCAUAUAGGAGACCCACAAGAGUGUCACUUUGAGGAGUGUAUAGUUACAACCACCCCUUCCUUGAUUCAGAAUGGAACGUAUCGCUUCUGCUGCUGUAGUACAGACUUGUGUAAUGUCAACUUCACAGAAAAUUUUCCGCCUCCUGACCCUACUGAUACAACACCUUACAAUUCUUCUCAUUCUUUUCAUCGAGAUGAGACUAUAGUUAUUGCCCUUGCAUCUGUGUCUGUACUGGCUGUUUUGAUUGCUGCUCUGUUCUUUGGAUACAGAAUGCUUGCAGGAGACCGUAAACAAGGUUUGCACAGUAUGAAUAUGAUGGAGGCAGCAGCAUCAGAGCCCUCAUUGGAUCUGGAUAAUCUGAAGUUGUUGGAGUUGAUUGGCCGGGGGCGAUACGGAGCAGUGUAUAAAGGCUCCCUAGAUGAACGUCCAGUUGCUGUGAAAGUAUUUUCUUUUGCUAAUCGUCAGAACUUUGUCAACGAGAGGAACAUUUACAGGAUUCCACUGAUGGAACAUGACAACAUUGCCCGCUUCAUUGUGGGGGACGAGAGAUUCACUGCAGACGGCCGUAUGGAAUAUUUAUUGGUGAUGGAAUAUUAUCCCAAUGGUUCUUUGUGCAAAUAUUUGAGUCUCCACACAAGUGACUGGGUGAGCUCCUGUCGUUUGGCACACUCUAUAACGAGGGGCUUGGCGUACCUGCACACAGAGCUACCUCGAGGAGACCAUUACAAACCUGCAAUAUCCCAUCGUGACUUGAACAGCCGCAAUGUACUGGUAAAGAAUGAUGGAACAUGUGUAAUUAGCGAUUUUGGACUCUCCAUGAAGUUAACUGGGAACAGACUUGUACGCCCAGGUGAGGAAGAUAAUGCAGCCAUUAGUGAGGUUGGUACGAUCCGUUAUAUGGCCCCAGAAGUGCUUGAAGGAGCAGUGAACUUGAGGGACUGUGAAUCUGCUUUGAAACAAGUAGAUAUGUAUGCGCUAGGCCUUAUCUACUGGGAGAUAUUUAUGAGAUGUACAGACCUCUUCCCAGGGGAAUCUGUGCCAGAGUACCAGAUGGCUUUCCAGACAGAAGUCGGAAACCAUCCCACUUUUGAAGAUAUGCAAGUCUUGGUGUCUAGAGAGAAGCAAAGACCAAAAUUCCCAGAAGCGUGGAAGGAAAACAGCCUGGCUGUGAGGUCACUUAAAGAAACAAUUGAAGACUGUUGGGAUCAAGAUGCUGAAGCUCGACUAACAGCGCAGUGUGCUGAGGAGAGGAUGGCAGAACUCAUGAUGAUUUGGGAGAGAAAUAAAUCAGUUAGUCCAACGGUCAACCCUAUGUCAACUGCCAUGCAAAAUGAGCGGAAUCUGUCGCAUCAUAGGCGUGUAUCAAAGAUAAGGCCAUAUCCAGAUUACUCUUCCUCUUCCUACAUUGAAGAUUCAAUCCACCACACUGACAGCAUAGUGAAGAACAUUUCUUCUGAACAUUCAAUGUCCACUACACCAUUGACUUCAGGGGAAAAGAAUAGAAACUCCAUUAACUACGAGCGGCAACAAGCGCAAGCUCGCAUCCCUAGUCCUGAGACAAGUGUCACCAGUUUGUCCACCAAUACUACCACCACCAAUACAACUGGCCUCACUCCUGGCACUGGCAUGACCACCAUAUCUGAAAUGCCUUAUUCAGAUGAAACAAACUUACAUACCACAAAUGUCAUGCAGCCAGGUGGGCCCACCCCUGUUUGUCUGCAGCUAACAGAGGAGGACUUGGAGACAAAUAAAUUGGAUCCAAAAGAAGUGGAUAAGAACCUAAAAGAAAGCUCUGAUGAGAAUCUGAUGGAACAUUCACUUAAGCAGUUUAGUGGGCCAGAUCCACUCAGCAGCACUAGUUCCAGCUUGCUUUAUCCGCUGAUAAAACUUGCAGUAGAGGUGACAGGACAACAGGACUUCACACAAGCUGGCAAUGGUCAAGCAUGUUUGAUUCCGGAUGUCCCAUCUGCUCAGGUCUAUCCUCUACCCAAGCAACAGAACCUACCGAAGAGGCCUACUAGCCUCCCCCUAAACACCAAAAAUUCAACAAAGGAGCCACGGUUAAAAUUUGGUGGCAAGCACAAAUCAAACUUGAAGCAAGUGGAAACAGGCGUUGCCAAGAUGAACACUAUCAAUGCUGCAGAACCUCAUGUUGUGACAGUUACCAUGAACGGAGUGGCUGGGAGAAGCCACAGCAUAAACUCUCAUGCUGGCACAACCCAGUAUGCCAAUGGGACAGUGCCAUCUGGACAGACAACCAGUUCGGUAGCGCAAAGGGCCCAGGAAAUGCUUCAGAACCAGUUCAGUGGAGAGGAUAGUCGGCUGAAUAUUAAUUCAAGCCCUGAUGAGCAUGAACCCUUGUUGAGGCGGGAGCAGCAGGUUGGCCAUGAUGAAGGUGUUCUGGACCGCCUAGUAGACAGGAGAGAGCGACCACUGGAUAAUGGCCGAACAAAUGCCAAUAACAACAACAGUAAUCCGUGUCCAGUGCAAGACACAGCUACAGUCAGUAUCCCGAAUGUAGCGAGAAAUCCUGGGCAGACCCAGACUAGAAGAGCACAGAGGCCUAAUUCGCUGGAUCUAUCCGCCACAAAUAGUUUGGAUAGCAGUAGUAUGCAGUUAGGUGACUCCUCACAGGAUGGCAAAUCAGGCUCAGGAGAAAAGAUCAAGAAACGUGUGAAAACUCCGUACUCACUUAAGCGGUGGCGUCCUUCAACGUGGGUCAUCUCCACCGAGCCGCUGCACUGCGAGGUCAACAAUAACGGCAGUGACCGGGCAGUCCACUCCAAAUCCAGCACUGCUGUUUACCUUGCGGAAGGAGGCACUGCCACCACAAUGGUAUCUAAGGACGCAGGAGUGAACUGCCUGUGAAAUACUUUAAAAGCCGACAAAUGACCUUUUUUUUGCAUUAUUUGAAACAAACAUGCAGAAGACAUUUUAAAAAACUGCUUUCUCCUCCUGUCAGCAACCCCUACCAAGGACUCGCUUUAAAUAGAUUUCAGCUAUGCAGAAAAUUUUUAGCUUAUGCUUCCAUAUUUUUUUAUUUUGUUUUAUUUUUUGAAUGUUUUUGCACUUUUAUUUAGUAUCGCUAAAGUUAAGUCUGUCUGUUUUGACCACGGAAUAUAUAUAUGUGUAUCAAAAUGUGGUCUCAAAAUAUUUUUUUAAAAAAAGUAACAAAAAAAAGUAUUGCUGAUAAUCAGUUUGGACCAGUUUCUUAAGGUCACUAAGAUCAUAAGCAGACUAUAAGACAGGUUUGACUGCAGUGGUGUCUUGUAACCAUGUUUUGAUUUCUGUGCACAAGCUAGUCUGUAUAUUUCUAUGUUACAAAGUGUAUUCUCUUUUGAACCCCCUAUUUUUCUUGUGUCAUGUUGAAAUGUGCAAUAGUCUAUAGUUCACAGUAUGCUUUAUUGAAAAGUGUGUUUCUAAAACUGCCACAUGUUCCCCUUUUUGUAUUUGUUAAUUUUUCCCUGACAGUUGAGCAGUCAGCCGGUCAUGACAGUGAACUUUGCACACCGUAGCCAGCUUGAAGCAGCUGCCUAUGUCACAUUGUGCUCUGGGGUGACAAUGCAUGAAUUUUCCCCAACUUGAAAGGGCUUUUAAAAAGGAACAAAAAA